Messenger RNA from Vollenhovia emeryi, 2536 nucleotides. RefSeq lists its product as uncharacterized. The record is from RefSeq and is a predicted model, not a curated record. The transcript has 4 exons. Lineage: Eukaryota; Metazoa; Arthropoda; Insecta; Hymenoptera; Formicidae. Bases 199 to 2487 code for a protein of 762 amino acids.
GCACCCUCUCCGCACUUAAGGUUAACUCGGUACAGCACCCGAUGUAACGUCGUAAACUUGUAACGGCCGCUGCGAGCAGCCGGGAGGGACGCGUCGUGUAAAAACCGGCCUCCGUCCGUUCCCUUUUCGCUGUCUCCUACAUUAUGACGGCCCGAAUGCUGCGGGGAAUAUAAUAGGCGCCGCGACGACUCUCCGGCCAUGCGUCGUCAGCUUUACGACGGCGAAGAAGAAUUUGAGCCGAGAGUCGUACCGAAACCUGUAGCCAAGCACGAUUGCCUCGUAGCGCCGACUGUGCCAGAGGUCUCUUUGAUCUUCGAGAAGCCCGCCGAGGCCCAAGCAAGUCCCAAGGAUGCGGGGACGCUCGACUCUUACGCCGCUUGGAGGGAACAGAAUUAUUCGAGAGGGCCGAGUACCACGAGUACCACCGCGCGUGUUUCUAACUACAGUCGCGCGUUAGCUCUGCAAAAUGCCACUGUGCACAAGCGGCAGGAGCGAGCGGCGAGCGCUGACAACAAGCAGGAGCGAUCGCCGAAUGUUGGGAGGAACAGGAACGACAGAGCGUGCGAGAAAAGCGUCAAGUUUCACUGUUGCGAUACCGUCGCGGAGUCACCUCGACAGUCUUGUCAUCCCGACAAUCGGACUCGUUUCUCUCCGGACCAGAGGCACCCGGGAAUAUCUAACAGCAGCGAUACCGCUUGGGAUACUCUGAAGAAACCCCAACAUUUUCAGACUCCUCAGCCGUUUUAUGUGCCUAGCUACUCGAAUUGUACCGUAGACAACAACGAAACUGUGAAAACCUUAUUGCAGCUUGUAAAUAGUCAAAACGAGCAGAUCAAGAAUCUGCAGCUCCAGGUAGAUAGACUGGUGAGGCUGCAGGAAGAGAAUUACCGGAACAAACCAAUGUGCCUGUGCUCGCAGCCUCUUGCCAAUCAAGUGUUGAGGUCGUAUCCGAUGAACCAGAGCCGCGGUGUCAAGAGAAACGCGGUGGAGAAUAACGACGGUGAAAGUGGCAAAUUGGAAACGGCGUUGUUGGAGCAGCAACCGGCAAAGGCUUUUGUGGAGCAAAAGGUUUCGAUCGGCGUCAUGACGAGCUUCGAGUUCACUCUGCAAAACAGCCCGUUUCCGCUCGAUUCCGAAAUCGGUGAAAAGAAGGAGGCCCACCGAGAGGGUAACAAUGUUAACAGGGCGGGUGGAGCGAACGUAGCUGACGCGACGGAGCCCGCUAGUAGAUAUAAGAGUACAUUCGCGCGCAAGCCUGGGACAGCGCAGUUGGAGAAUAUAGUCGAAGAUUCGGAAAGUUACCUGUCCUCCAGCCAACAGCAGAGCAGUAAUUUCAACGCGAGCUCUUCCGCGAAAGAAUCCUCGAAAACUUAUCGACAUCCGUCUACUGAUCUCAAUCAGGGGGAGGGCACGCACAGAGGGAUGUAUCACGUAGACGAUAGAAGAGACGACGGUGCGCGGGAUGGGAAGAGGUUGCCGAGCGCAGACUGCGGUAACAAGGCGCUCGUUGAACAAAGCGACGAUUACGUUACGACGAUGGACGGGAAAAGGAGUUACGUCGAGCAACCUGUCUUUCUCAACGCGGACAGCUAUCGUAGGCAGACGGGUGAAGAAUAUCGUGCCAAUGUCGGACAGACCAGGGGCCGUGUAGGUGAUAGCAUCGUUCUCAGCGGAGCCGACCUCGAGAUCCUCGAGAGGCCACCGCCAACUCCGGAACCAAGUAUCCACGUUGAGAUGCAGGAAUACACGAGUGACGACGAGAGCGACAAGCUGAGGCAUACUCCCAAGAUAGGUUGGACCCUGUACAACAAUGUUCUGGGACAAGUCAAUGAAAUUUUACAGCACUCCGCCGUUGCGAGCGACAAGGAUUUAAAUUGCGCCGAAGCACGCAACGUCGAGGGAGAAGAAAACGAUACGGAAACUCGAGCGGCACUGAACACCGUUAAAGCAGCCACUUUGGAACAACUUCGGAGACUUGGGAUUAGUCUGACCGAGAAUAACGAGCAUAGGGAGGCCAGCAAGACGCUAGACUUCGACUCGUCCAUUUAUCCUCGUUUGGAUCAUCAGGCAAAUAUGACACACGCCACUAGUGGUGUAAACGAAACGAACACGAGUAUGCAUAUGAAAGCGUUGGCAUUAAAGUAUUUAAGCGACGAGCAACUGGCCGAUAUAGCGUGGCAGAAACAAGAGUCCUCCUCAUUGAAACAUGUUAUGCUGAGCAAUAUGCAAGGGACCAACAUGUCCUUGGCUACAAUGCGUUAUUUAGAAAGAUACCAACUUCUCCCAGGGAAGAAUAAUGCUCAAGCAGAGAAUGUUCAACAAAUGUACGACGAGGCCUCGUUUAAACCUGAUUUUAAAACGGCGGCUGCGCAGACCAACAACAAUCCUGCGCUACGUCGAUAUCCUCUCGUGCAAACGUCUGGGACCACUUGCCCUAGUAGAAUAUUGGAUCUAUCGACGUUGAAGCGACAGCCAAAAUUAUUAUAAAUCCUCGUUAUAUAUUUUUGUAAGUUUUAAUAAAAAUCUGCUCAGCGGA